Molecule: messenger RNA, 735 nt
Organism: Durio zibethinus
Lineage: Eukaryota; Viridiplantae; Streptophyta; Magnoliopsida; Malvales; Malvaceae
Source: RefSeq, a predicted model, not a curated record
AUGGAGGUGGGAGAGAUUAAACCUGAAUUCACUGCUACCAGUUUGCAGUUGACUGGUUUUUGCAUGAAUGACAUAAAGAAAGCUGAUGGGAUAGACUAUAAAAAGGCUAGCCAUAGCCAUAGGCUUCAUUCUGCUGUUGUUGUUGUUGGAACUGUGUACUGUGACACUAGUUUCCAGGAGGAUUUCUCCAAGGCCACCCACUUUAUUUCAGGAUUUGUUUCUGCAGGUGCAUCUGUUGCAGUGGAAUGUAACGAUGGGAGUUGGAGGCCAAGUUUUCGACAAGAAGUGAAAACCAAUAAGCAUGGAGAAUUCAUAGUUCGUUUGCCUUUCUCAGUUAGCAAACAUGUAAAGAAAAUCAAGAGAUGUUCAGUGAAACUUGUCACUAGCAAUGAGCCAUAUUGUUCUGUGGCCUCAACAACAACUUCAUCAUCACUCAUUCUCAAGUCAAGAAAGAAAGGAACUCACAUUUUCUCAGCUGGGUUUUUCACUUUCAAGCCAGUGAAACAACCGAAUCUAUGCAACCAAAAACCAAGUGUUCAAGAUUCUAAGAAAUUCAACACUCAAAACACCUUGGGAUUUGGCGAACCAAACUAUCCCAUAUUUACACCUCCACUUCAAGACCCAGAAACACCUCAACCAAGUCCUCCGCUUCCCAAUCUCCCACCAUUACCUCAACUCCCUCCUCUGCCACCCCUUCCAGGGCUCCCUAUUCCACCAAUUCCUGGAAGGAAUUAG